Messenger RNA from Magnolia sinica, 1205 nucleotides. Its product is annotated as DDRGK domain-containing protein 1. The transcript has 8 exons. The record is from RefSeq and is a predicted model, not a curated record. Bases 262 to 1143 code for a protein of 293 amino acids. Lineage: Eukaryota; Viridiplantae; Streptophyta; Magnoliopsida; Magnoliales; Magnoliaceae.
CACUUCUCUCCUCGGCACUGCCCUAAUGGCUAAUCCCGCCCCAGUAUCGCCACUUUUGGAUUAAAGUUGAUUCCCAAUCCGGAUGCCAAACACAAAAGGAGGAUUUCAAAUCCAGGGGUUCCGAAUCCACGCUCCCAAACAGGCCCACUAUUCCUCUUCAGGGGUUCUGUAACCCGACUCACCCUUCUUGUAUUCUGCGAAAACCUAAAAAUCCUCUCUCUCUCUCUCUCUCUCUCUCUCUCUCUGGGAAUUGCAGCGGCGAUGGAGGAGAUUCUGGUAGGAAUCCUGUUCAUGCUGCUCGCUUUAGCCAUCUUCCCUCUCUAUCUGUGGAGAAGAAGCCAGGUUUCUCGAUCCGAUCGAGAAGAACAACCGCAGAUACCACAGAGGGAGGCAGUAGUUCGCCACUCUGCAACUCGCCGCAUGCGACGGAGGCCAGCUGCUGCCAGUACUUCUGCAGCUGCAGCAGCUACAGAAGAGAUAAUUGCUGAAAGUGAUGAGGAUGUUGCUGAGGUUGAUUAUGUUGCUAAAGCAGCGAAUAAGAAGGAAAAGAAACGACAAGAACGAGAGGCACAGCGACAGGCUGAUGAAGCAGCACGUGAGUCGAGGCAAACAAAGCAAGACCACUAUGCAGAAAUGAGGCGGAGGAAGGAUGAGGAGCGCGAAGCUCAGGAGCGUUUGCUGGAAGAAGAAGCUAGGGCUCAACAGGCAAAGGAGGAGGAAGCUGCCGCGUUGGAGUUUGAGAAAUGGAAGGGGGAGUUUUCUGUUGAUGCUGAAGGUACAACAACAGAUGAAAUGCAAGAUGGGAGCCAGGGCUUGCUUUCUGAUUUUGUGGAAUACAUCAAGAAAAACAAGUGUGUUCAAUUAGAAGAUCUGGCAGCCGAGUUCAAGCUACGCACUCAGGACUGCAUCAAUCGAAUAACGUCACUGGAAAGUAUGGGACGGCUAUCUGGUGUGAUGGAUGAUCGAGGAAAGUACAUAUAUAUCUCAGCUGAGGAAAUGAAAGCAGUCGCAGACUACAUCAAACGUCAGGGAAGGGUUAGCAUUUCACAUUUAGCCAGUAGGUCCAACCAGUUCGUCGAUUUGGAGCCAAAACUGCAAUUUGUUGAAGAAAUUGGCAGUUCUGACGGGAUUGCUGUGGGUUAAGCUUGUGUAAAUCUGUUACUUGAAAAUCCAAAUGCUUGAAUACAGGAAGAAAUUUUUUUUUU